Messenger RNA from Chaetura pelagica (chimney swift), 1248 nucleotides. It is a transcript of the gene SYT2, whose product is annotated as synaptotagmin II. The transcript is spliced from 8 exons. The record is from RefSeq and is a predicted model, not a curated record. NCBI's taxonomy places the organism in Eukaryota, Metazoa, Chordata, Aves, Apodiformes, Apodidae. Gene Ontology annotation, cellular component: dense core granule; axon; synaptic vesicle membrane. Bases 1 to 1248 code for a protein of 415 amino acids. Gene Ontology annotation, biological process: cellular response to calcium ion; synaptic vesicle endocytosis; regulation of calcium ion-dependent exocytosis. Gene Ontology annotation, molecular function: syntaxin binding; calcium-dependent phospholipid binding; phosphatidylserine binding.
AUGACGUUCAAGCAAGCGUCCAUGAUGGCCCCAGAGGCCACAGCCACCACGAUGCCCAUGGCCACAAUGGACAACUCCACCGAGGCCUCAGGGCCAGGUGAGAGCAAGGAGGACAUGUUCACCAAGCUGAGGGACAAGUUCAUGAAUGAGCUCAACAAGAUCCCCCUGCCACCCUGGGCCCUCAUUGCCAUCGCCGUGGUAGCUGGACUCCUCAUCCUCACCUGCUGCUUCUGCAUCUGCAAGAAAUGCUGCUGCAAGAAGAAGAAGAACAAGAAGGAGAAGGGCAAAGGCAUGAAGAAUGCCAUGAACAUGAAGGACAUGAAGUCGGGCAACCAGGAUGAUGAUGAUGCGGAGACGGGUCUGACAGAGGGGGAAGGUGAGGAGGAGGAGAAGGAGCCAGAGAACCUGGGCAAGCUGCAGUUCUCCCUGGACUACGAUUUCCAGGCAAACCAGCUGACAGUGGGGAUCCUCCAAGCUGCUGAGCUGCCAGCGUUGGACAUGGGUGGCACCUCAGACCCCUACGUGAAGGUGUUCCUGCUCCCUGACAAGAAGAAAAAGUAUGAGACCAAAGUGCAGAAGAAGACACUCAACCCUGCCUUCAAUGAGACCUUCACCUUCAAGGUGCCCUACCAGGAGCUGGGUGGGAAGACACUGGUGAUGGCCAUCUAUGACUUCGAUCGCUUCUCCAAGCACGACAUCAUUGGGGAGGUGAAGGUGCCCAUGAACACAGUGGACCUGGGCCAGCCCAUCGAGGAGUGGCGGGACCUGCAGAGCGGGGAGAAGGAGGAGCCAGAGAAGCUUGGAGAUAUUUGCAUCUCCCUCCGGUACGUGCCCACGGCCGGGAAGCUCACGGUCUGCAUCCUGGAGGCCAAGAACCUGAAGAAGAUGGAUGUUGGGGGUCUCUCAGAUCCCUAUGUGAAGAUCCAUCUAUUGCAAAAUGGCAAGAGGUUGAAGAAGAAGAAGACCACAGUUAAGAAGAAGACCCUGAACCCAUACUUCAAUGAGUCCUUCAGCUUUGAGAUCCCCUUUGAACAGAUACAGAAAGUGCAGGUGGUCAUCACGGUGCUGGACUACGACAAGCUGGGGAAGAACGAGGCCAUUGGCAAGAUCUUCACGGGCUGCAACUCGACGGGCACGGAGCUGCGGCACUGGUCCGACAUGCUGGCCAACCCCCGGCGGCCCAUCGCCCAGUGGCACUCGCUGAAGCCAGAGGAAGAAGUAGAUGCAGCUCUUGGGAAGAACAAAUAG